AUGCUGACUGUGGGAGCGAUCUUGCGAGCCAUGGGAAAGAGAGACGAGGCAAGGGAGGCGUUCGAGCGAGCGAGACAUUCGUCCUUGGAGAAGGCAGACUUCGAGAGGCUCGAGGAGGCCUGGAUGGGAUUGUCCAGCAUAGCAAGAGAUGCUGGCGACAGAGGCCCAGGACAGCUGGAGGAGACGGGCGUGCUCGAAUGCUUCAAGUGCGGGAGGCUGUGGGCGAACUUUGGCAUCUUCAAGAAGAGCAGCAUGAAGAUCGAGGAUAGCAUCCGAAGCUUCCGGCUGGCGAUGAGACUCGGGCAACGAGACUCCAACGUUUACAGGUGCCAAGAGGUCUUGGCUGACCUGGGUCAACUCGCAGACGAAGGCUGUGGGCCGCAGGCCGUCAAGACAUUCUUGAGGGGAGCAGAGAUAGCAAAGUCAAAGAUGCCGCCAGGAGUCCUCGACGCGCAGGUUGAGCUCAUGCGACAAGAUCGUGCAAACGCCGCACGAGACGGCGGGAAGGUCCUCGUCGUGGGCUGCUUCAUUCAGGGGAACACGCCCACGGGGAGGUGGGACGGAAGCGCUCUCGACUCGGGGAUCGGAGGCUCGGAGCAGGCCGUUAUCCACCUCUCCGCCCGCCUGCAAGCGAGGGGUUGGCAGGUGGAGAUCUACGGGAGGCCCGUGAGGAGCGGGAGGGCGAGGGAUGGGACCCUCUGGCUCCCCUGGGAUUAUGCCUCGCCGAUGCUCAUGGCCAAGUCAGCGAGCAAGCGCUUCAUCUGGCUGCACGACACAGUUCAGGAGCAAGCUGGCUAUGAUCACCUCAUGAAGCAAGUGGAUGGUGUCUUGGUGCUGUCUGACUUCCACGCGAGUUUGCUGCCGGAUCGUCUCAAGAGGAAGGCGAUCAUCACGCAGAACGGGGUUGACGAGGACAUGUUCACUGACGGGCCAAACCUCUCCGAACAUUUCAUUUACGCGUCGAUGCCGUCAAGAGGUCUCCUGCACGUGCUGAAGGCCUGGACUACCAUCAGGAGGUGCCUGGGAGAGGUAGGGAAGAACGCGACCCUGAGCGUGCUCUACGGCUUCACCCAGCACGACCAUCAGCUUGCAUCGAAGGAUCCGGUCUACAAGGAAUGGAUGGCGCACGUGUCGGGGGCGAUGGAGAAGAUGAAGGACGAGGGAGUGAACUACUACGGGAUGGUCUCGCACUCGUCCCUGGCUCACUUGCUGUCUCAAGCUGGCUUCUACCUCUACCCGACAGUCUUCCCCGAAACCUCCUGCAUCGCCCUCAUGAAAGCUCAGUUGACCAGCAACCGUCUCCUCUCGCAGAUCGCCGGCGCCAUCCCCAUCACCAGCCGCUUCGAGGGCUCUGCGAUCCCCGAGACGGCAGGGCUCUUUGACUUGGGACAGCAUCCGGUGGGUUUAGUCAACGGAACGGGAAGCAUCUCACUGGACUGGCUGAAACGCUGGACAAAAACGGUCUGCGAAGCCGCUGGAGCAUCUGGAGAAGCGAGGGUGAGGAGUAUGCUGGAGAGGAAGACUGGUCAGGUCGGCAUGACGCUGGAGGGGUACAGGAGGAGUAUGAAAGAAUGGGCGAGACAUCGCUUCAGCUGGAACAAGGUUGCCAGUGAAUGGGAUGAUAUCCUCAAGAAUUUUCGGAAUUGA
Molecule: messenger RNA, 1647 nt
Organism: Guillardia theta CCMP2712
Lineage: Eukaryota; Cryptophyceae; Pyrenomonadales; Geminigeraceae
Exons: 15
Coding region: 1-1647 (548 amino acids)
Source: RefSeq, a predicted model, not a curated record